UUUUAAAAUAAUCAUUUCCCUUCUCUUCUAGUUAUAUUGACCCUUCUUCUUUGCUUACAGCUUUGGAAAGAAAAAUAUCAAUGAGGCAAAGCAGGGAGGAGCUUAUAAAACGAGGAGUGCUGAAAGAAAUUUUUGAUAAAGAUGGGGAACUUUCCAUACCAAAUGAAGAAGGAGCUUUGGAGAAUGGGCAGCCUCUGGGCUCCGGGCAAGUGCUGAGCUCCAGCCAGGUAUCCCUGCCAGCCCUAGCAGAACUGGAGUCAGGUCCAGCAUCUGGGGAACCCUGCUCAUACGAGGUGCUCCCAACCACAGAGAUCAUGGAUGGGACAGUGUCUGAAGAGAGCCCCACAUCCAAUGAAUCCGGCGUCCUCCUGUCCCAAGAUCCUACAGCUAAGCCAGUCCUGCUACUUCCCCCCAAAAAAUCUGCCGCUUUCCCUGGAGACCAUGAGGACACCCCAGUGAAACAGUUGUCCCUCCUCAAACAGCCCCCUGCCCUGCCUCCUAAACCUAUUGCCAGGAUUGCCAGCCACUUAACUGAUCCUGGCGCUCCUGUGAAACUGCCUUGUAUGCCAGUUAAACUGUCACCUCCACUACCUCCAAAGAAAGUCAUGAUUUGCAUGCCUUUAGGGGGGCCAGACCUCUCUCUCUCAUCCUAUUCCACGCAGAAGAGCUCCCAGCAGCCUUUGACCCAGCACCAUCACACUGUCCUGCCAUCCCAGUUAGCAGCUCACCAGCACCAGCUCCAGUACGGCAGCCACAGCCAGCACCUGCCUUCUGGGUCCAGCACAUUGCCUAUUCACCCUUCAGGGUGCCGGAUGAUAGAGGAACUGAACAAAACGCUAGCCAUGACCAUGCAAAGGCUAGAAAGCUCUGGUUUACACACAGGUGACACUGUUACAAAAACAGGACCUGGGGGCCUUCCAGACAUGAGACAAGUGCCAACUGUUGUGAUCGAAUGCGAUGACAAUAAAGAAAAUGUGCCUCAUGAAACCGACUAUGAAGAUUCUUCCUGCCUCUACACAAGACAGGAAGAAGAGGAAGAGGAAGAUGAAGAUGAGGAUAACUCAUUAUUUACAAGCUCCCUGGCAAUGAAAGUCUGCAGGAAGGACUCUUUAGCUAUCAAACUAAGCAACAGGCCUUCCAAGCGAGAGCUGGAGGAAAAGAACAUCCUCCCCAUGCAGACUGAUGAAGAGAGGCUCGAACUUAGGCAGCAGAUUGGGACAAAGUUAACAAGACGACUGAGCCAGAGGCCGACUGCUGAAGAAUUGGAGCAGAGGAACAUACUGAAACCCCGGAAUGAGCAAGAGGAGCAGGAGGAAAAACGAGAGAUAAAGAGAAGAUUAACACGUAAGCUGAGUCAAAGGCCCACGGUAGAAGAGCUACGUGAGAGGAAGAUCCUCAUCCGCUUCAGUGACUACGUGGAAGUGGCAGACGCACAGGACUACGACAGGAGGGCGGACAAACCCUGGACACGACUCACAGCUGCUGACAAAGCAGCCAUUCGAAAAGAGCUUAAUGAAUUUAAAAGCACUGAAAUGGAAGUUCAUGAAUUAAGUAGGCAUCUAACAAGGUUUCAUAGACCGUAGCAGUUCAAUUCUACCUGACUACUAUGCCGUCUUCAAAACAUAACUAAAAGGAACCAUAAGUGCUGGUAUUAUUCACUUCCCUGUUACGUACAAUGUAAAUCUUCUGAACUGCCUUUUUUAAAAAAAA
Molecule: messenger RNA, 1710 nt
Organism: Fulmarus glacialis (Northern fulmar)
Lineage: Eukaryota; Metazoa; Chordata; Aves; Procellariiformes; Procellariidae
Gene: PHACTR1
Product: phosphatase and actin regulator 1
Exons: 11
Coding region: 81-1583 (500 amino acids)
Biological process (GO): stress fiber assembly; cell motility
Molecular function (GO): actin binding
Source: RefSeq, a predicted model, not a curated record